AUAUUUGUGUUAAUAAUUGUUUUGUUGAUUAAUAUAAAUGUUUUGUCAUUAAAACCGGCGAUCAUUUGGUUUGUAUUGCAUUUGAAUUGUUGGCCAAAGAGUUGAUUGCAAAUUGAUAUCACUUUGAGGUCAGACCAGUGAUUGUCUACAAAACAACAGUUGACUUCAUUGCAUGGAUUUGUUGUCCAACUAUUGAAAAUCCCAAUAAAAUCCAACCGUUUGUUUGUUUAAAGUUUUUUGAUGAAGAAUUGAAUAAAAUGUUGAGUUUAUGUCGACAGUCGUUAACCCGUUUGAACCGCAAGUGUCUAAUCGGUCACCGAGUGGUCAGACAAUCGCAUUCGGAACAGAAGAUUCCAGAAAAGUAUGAGAAGUUCCGUACGGGACAUAUGGAUGAAGCAGUGGUUCCGUUCGGGUCGUGGAAAGAGGCCUUCAAUAAGCAACAGAAAAAAUAUAACAAACAGUUAGCUUUAAGUCUUCUGUUUUUUGGUGGAACCGCUAUUUUUGUAUACAAUUCAGGAGUAAUAGACUUAGUUUUGCCGCCGCCGAUGACUAAUGAUGAUAAAUAUCACUUUCAUUGGAUGAAAAACUUGUUUAAAUUUAGCAAACAAUCGUUAAAAGAAGAAAAGUCUUCUUCUACUAAAGCAAUACCCGAUUUGCCUAAAGAAGUUCCAUAUCUUAUAAUAGGCGGCGGAACCGCAUCUUUUGCCGCCUUUAGAUCAAUUCGAGCCAAUGACCCGAAAGCCAAAGUUUUGGUUAUUUCCGAUGAAGACUAUUAUCCAUAUAUGAGACCUCCUCUCUCUAAAGAACUCUGGUUUAGUAGUCCUGAUCUAACAAAGAAACUAACAUUUAAACAAUGGAAUGGAAAAGAGAGAACAAUCUUCUUAGAACACGAAGAAUUUUAUUUACCACUUGAAAAACUAAUUCAAUCGGAAACCGGAGGCGUUUCUGUUCUCAAGAAUUAUACUGUGGUUAAGUUGGAUGCAACCGAUAGGAAAGUAUACUUAGAUAACGGGGAGAUAAUAUCAUAUGAUAAAUGUUUGAUUGCAACCGGAGGAACACCUAAAAACAUCGAACCAUUUAUUACUUCGCCAUCCGAUGUCCAGAAGAGAGUGAUUUUGUACAGAAAUAUUGCAGACUUUCAUCGUUUAGAAGAUAUUUCACGAAAAGCUAAAUCAAUAACAAUAGUCGGCGGAGGCUUUCUUGGUAGUGAAUUGGCCUGUGCUUUGGCCGGUCGGUCCAAACUUUACAAAACCAAUCUCAUAGUCAAUCAAGUAUUUCCUGAAGAAGGAAAUAUGGGUAAAGUUUUGCCUCAAUAUCUUUGCGAAUGGACUACAAAUAAAGUUAAAUCUGAAGGCGUUAAUGUAAUUCCUAAGACCAGUGUUAAAGACGUUCAGUUGGAUGGAAAUCAAUUGGCUUUAAGUUUAAGUGAUUCCAAUAAAUUGAAGACCGAUUAUGUUAUAUUAGCCGUCGGUUUGAACCCUAACACACAGUUAGCAGAAACAUCAGGUCUAGAGGUUGAUGAUGUUUACGGCGGAUUUAGAGUAAAUGCCGAACUUGAAGCCCGAACUAAUUUAUGGGUAGCGGGCGAUGCCUCCUGUUUUUAUGAUAUUAAACUCGGCCGAAGACGUGUUGAACAUCACGAUCACGCCGUAGUUAGCGGACGGUUAGCCGGAGAGAAUAUGACGGGUGCUCACAAACCUUAUUGGCAUCAAUCGAUGUUUUGGUCGGAUUUAGGCCCUCAAGUUGGAUAUGAAGCCAUUGGUAUUGUCGACUCAUCACUGCCUACUGUUGGUGUUUUUGCAAAAGCAUCAGAAAAAGAUACCCCGAAAGCUGCGGUUGAGAAAACCGGUGAAGGAAUUCGCUCCGAAUCGGACCAAAAAGCUGAAGAUGUGCUCAAAACAGAAACAACUGAAUUAACUGAAGCAGUUCCUCGAACACCACUACCGGGUGAUGACUUUGGAAAAGGAAUUAUAUUUUAUUUGAAAAACAAUAUAGUGGUCGGCAUUGUCUUAUGGAAUGUCUUCAGCCGAAUGCAAAUCGCCAGAAGAGUUAUUAAUGAGGGAAAGCCUUUUGAGGAUCUGAAUGAAGUGGCAAAACUGUUUGACAUUCACUCCGAUGAAUGAUCUCUUCCGCAAUUGUUAUACAAUUUAGAUGUUUUGUUACUUUAAAUA
Molecule: messenger RNA, 2171 nt
Organism: Oppia nitens
Lineage: Eukaryota; Metazoa; Arthropoda; Arachnida; Sarcoptiformes; Oppiidae
Product: apoptosis-inducing factor 1, mitochondrial-like
Exons: 2
Coding region: 258-2123 (621 amino acids)
Biological process (GO): apoptotic process; mitochondrial respiratory chain complex assembly
Cellular component (GO): mitochondrion; cytoplasm
Molecular function (GO): FAD binding; NAD(P)H oxidase H2O2-forming activity; protein dimerization activity
Source: RefSeq, a predicted model, not a curated record